Messenger RNA from Synchiropus splendidus (mandarinfish), 4231 nucleotides. RefSeq names its product doublesex- and mab-3-related transcription factor A2-like. Bases 410 to 1060 code for a protein of 216 amino acids. Gene Ontology annotation, molecular function: DNA-binding transcription factor activity, RNA polymerase II-specific; RNA polymerase II cis-regulatory region sequence-specific DNA binding. Gene Ontology annotation, biological process: regulation of transcription by RNA polymerase II; sex differentiation. The record is from RefSeq and is a predicted model, not a curated record. NCBI's taxonomy places the organism in Eukaryota, Metazoa, Chordata, Actinopteri, Syngnathiformes, Callionymidae. Gene Ontology annotation, cellular component: nucleus. The transcript has 4 exons.
UUCUGUCUAAGCUAUGUCCCUUAAUCUGAAAAUGAAAGAGACCCAUCGUCCUUUGAUGACGACGUAAGUUUGCAUCGUCGCAGGGAGGAGCCCUCUUCGAUUUAGCAACACGUGUACUGUAAUGUGGAUGGUACAGACUGUCGUCUUGCAUUCGCCAACAUGGCUGACCCUUUAUUCUGGCAUUGAAUCGUCUCUUUGUAUUGGCUCCAGUUUCGAUUGGUUGUGGUCUAGAACCAAAGUCGUGGCCAAGCAGUUGUUGGAUUUUCACUUGAUUUGUCAAAGGUCUGAUGCAAUGCCACGUUGCGUUUUCACUCAAACUCUCUUUUCACUCAAACUCCUUCCAGGCCCAACGACAAGAGCCAACCCACUUAAAUCUAACCCAUCUCACCGCCCAGGAUACUCUUGAAGGAUGGCAAGAAGAUCCGACGAAGAGGGGGGACAAAUGAGUUUCCCGUACAAAUGCACCAGAUGCAGGAAUCAUGGGAUCUUCAUCUCAUAUCGCAGCCACAAGUGUCCCUUUUCGGCAUGUGACUGCAGGGAGUGCAGGUACACCACCAAGCGUCGACAACUGAAGAGCUUUGAGGCGAAGCUGAAGCGGCGCGAGGACAAAGUAAAUCGUUUUUUCAACCUGAAGCGGCGGAGAGCAGAAGCCAGGCUCAAACUUGCAGCCACCAAUGGAGAGGCCGGACCCUCCAGUCAAUUUGGAGAGGCCUUGAUGGCCCCUUCAACGUCCAACAGCUCUCAGGAUAUUCAGGCUGCUCCAGGUGCUGCCAGAGAGCAGAACCUCACCUGGCCUCAGAUGCUCCUUUUGGGUUCUCCCAUCGCUGGUCACCUGAGGCAGAUUGCGCCGCAGCUGUCUCCCGUCUACUUUUAUCCCACCAAUGUGCUCAACCCAUCUGUUUCUGGACAGGCUGAUGCGGAUAAGAACGAGCCGGGCACCGGGGGAGCGCUGGGCCGGGCUCAGCAGUUUUUCAGGCUGUUCCUCGUCCAUGUGCAGCCCUCCUCCGCUCCGUCUCAGCAACCUGCGCCCACUCCAGGAGACGCUGACCCACAGGCUUAAGAUGUUUAUGUAGUGAAGAGGUCAACUUGAUAUGGAAACUCAAGGACAGGUUAACACCCAGGGGCUGGUAUACUGAAGUGCUGACUAAAAGGUGCAGGCUAACAGGCGUACAAGGUGAUCUGUCAAGAGAGCAUCAGUGGUUCCUAUCAAAGGUCCAAAAUAUGUGCCCCGGUUAGUACUUUUACUGAGUCCAACACGUCUGUGUUUAGUUCUUUUUGAAUGUCUGUGAAGACACAGUAGGUCCUCGACUGACGGCAGGUCUGUCGCGAGUCGAAUUUCAUCGUAAACUGGACUUUAGCUCAGCUAAUGUGGCUGUAAACUCAAUUCUCAUCCAGCUCUUUUUUCUGCCAGUUCUGCCAGAGGUUUUGUUUUCUUCUUCAGCAGAACUUUUCUAAUCCAAACAAAAUAUAGUUUUACUGAGUUGCUCCUCCUGCUGGUCCUUCAAGUCAUUUCUCUGCUGCAGAGUAGGUUUAAGGUAAGGUAAGGUAACUUUAUUGUCAAAUAUGCUACAGUACGAGACAUAUAGUAUGGAUGAAAUAUCAUAUAAUAUACGGGUCAUUUUCGAACACCCUCAUGCUGGUCAGGUUUUUCCCUUCCUGUUGAAGAUGAGCUCCAAAUCUCUACUGUAAUUAUUGGAACACUCCUCUCUCUCAGCGUAAUUGGGGCAAGCGGUUGGCAGGCGCCCCCUCUUCUUCUCUGCUCCUCUUCAUUAGAUGUUCAAAUAGUCUUCAGAGAGUUUCUGCUGUUUCUGGCUCAGCACACGAGCCUCGAACCCCCCCAAUCGUGUGGUAGCAUCAGUCCAGUCAAGCUCUUUCAGUCAAGUAAAAUCAUGUUGUUUCCAGGAAUUUCUCCUCUGAUACUCGAUCUGAAUUAUUUCCAUUCAUCCUCUGGGAGACGGCGCCACCUACCCUUCAGUUUUAGGAGAUAUUUCCUGGUGUUUUCAAGCUUAUCACCAUAGUAUUUCAGUUUCAUCUGCUAAUAAACACAUGGGUCCCAGUACUGAUCCCUGUGGAGCUCACACACUUCCACACUCCAGUUCCUUCUGUUCCACAUCACCGUGGUCCUCAGACACUGUUGUUUCCUGUUCAAAUAGUGAUGUCUUAACUCAUCCAUGCCGCUGAUCUUUUGCUCCUGAUUCCAAAUCGUGUGUUCACUCAGUGGAGUUGUCUAGCCUUUGCACAGAGUGGGUUUCUGGCUCUUAACUGCUAGUGACGACCUGUAGAACCGGCAUCAAGCAUGUCCUCUUCUCGGACUAACUUCGAGUCACUAGUGCGAGAAAGUGGCCAGUCAUGUUGGUGCUCAGUGUAUCUGCUUCUCGUGUACCUUCCAUGUCUUGUUAGCGCUGUAGAGUCUCUCCGGCAUUGUAGGUCGUGUGGUGUGUGGACUCAAGUUUAAUUCUUUUUUUAAAAAAAAGAAACUGUCAUCUUUCUCAGAUGAUGCAUGUCUUUUCUGAGAUUUCAUAUUUGCGAUGGAAAAACCAAACGUCAGGUUCCAUAAACUCCGAGACCUACUGUGGUUGUGCACACCUGGCUGCAGAUGUGUUUUUUUCUCGUCACGUUUCAAGCCAUCAAUUUAUUACCAUUGAAUCGCACCCAUUUUGUAAAAUUUGUACACGUGAUCUUGGACUGUGGUUCUUGGUCGCCAUGUGGGACUUCAGUAAAUCUGCCCCUGAGUGUUUCAAUGAAAAAAAAAGGUCCAGGUCAGAGUGUGUUAAACAUAUGAGCCUCAGUGUGAUGGAUUUGUGGCUCAAGUUUGGACUGUCUUAUCGGAGUAAUGUCUUCUCAAAAUAUUAAUAUAGUAAUAAUAUUUUUAUAUGGUCCUCGCCAACCAUUGAUGACCUAAAAAGUUUCAUGCUUAAUUUAAGGUCAGCAUUUUACAAGCUUACUUUUUUCUGUGUUAUUUGCAUUUUAGGAGUAUUUUUGUAUCCUCAAACACACAAAAAAAGGUUUGUUUAAAACAACCAAUCUUUGAAAAUCAUUUAGUCUAGAGGGCUGAGGUCGAAAAUCAAUUGAUGUUGAAGAUCUUGUACGAUCUUACCCAGCACUGGUCCACUCCAAAACAUGAUUUCAAAUGUCAAUGUCUCAUUGAAAACGUGAUCGAAAUUUAGAGGUGACUAACUUGUGUAUCGUUGGUUCAAAACGGCUUAACUGUCCGCAAGGGGGAGGCAAACUGCUCCUGCGCUCAUCCACCCUGUCUGCACCAACUGGGUUCUCAUGGUUUCCACUGUCAUAAAUCUGGUGACCAGUGGAAGCGUGAAGAGCAAUAACUCAGAGUGAAAGGUUGUAGGACCUCAGAUGAAGGGCGGUGCUGUAAUAACCACAUAAGUUCUCGUCUCGUGGAAUUAAAAUGACUUUGCGCGGACCAAAUCCUUGUGUUCAUUUCUAUUUAUUGUUGCAGAGAAACAGUGUUAAGCUAUAGCACUCCUUUUUGAACAGAGAGCGCCCCCUACUGAGCGCUGAAAACGCAGACAGUUUAAUGAAAUAAGAUCACAUUUAUUUCAGUCCAGUCUAGUUUCAGUCAUGUCUUUUAGACCAGACAGCUUCAGUUCCCAGGGAACUUUAUCUCCUCUUGUGUUCCCCAAGGCUCUGUUUUAGGUCCCAUUCUGUUUUCGAUCUACAAGCCACUUCCUGGUCAAAUCGUCCAGCAUCACCAUGUAUCUUUCCACUGCUACGCACGCAUUUAUCUGGCUAUAAAAAAAAUCUCAUGGUGUUGGAUGGCUCAUGUCCUUCAGCUGAACCAGUCAAAAAUAGAAACAUUAGUCCGUCCCUCACCAAAGUCUCCUGAUAGCUGCCGCAGCGCCUUCUUCAAAAACAGUGUCCGAUGUGACUCUUCACUUUCAUUUCACCCUCACUUUAAAACAGUCCAGUUUCAUUCAGUUUAAAAUGAUCUCUAAUAUCAAAGCCACAGUCUCUCAAGACGACAAAAAAAAAACAUUCAUGUGGUAAACCUCACUGGCAUCAACAUGAAACAUCUAUCACACCUCCAGCAGGUCCAGAACUCAGAAACAGGGCUUCCCACUAGCUCUAGAAUGGACAUUGAGAUUGUAUUGACAACUUUAAAAGCUACUACAUUGUAGAAAUGUUGACCCCCUGCAAGCCAGCCAGGAGCCUCAGGUCGAGACUCAAUUCUGACAGGUCACCUUGACUCCUGAACAUCUCACCAGAGGAGGUC